AUGACAGACGUCAGUAGAGUAUUUAUUCAGUUGAACGAGGGAUCGAAGGAUGGGGGUGAGCUUGUCUCAGUAACUGGGAACUUUCACAUCGACAAAGCCGUGAUUCGAGCCUUACCUUCUGGUGUCACACCUCUAUCCACAGAGGAUUAUGGGUCCAGCGCAUGGACUUUCACGGGCAAGAUAAACGCAAAGGAAGAUGGGUCAGAUACCAUUUUCUUCCUCAAAACGGCCAUCGGCGAAGAGGGCUCUGUGAUGCUUCGAGGCGAAUUCGAAUCGUCCAAGAUCAUACAUGCCAUCACACCUCACCUCAUCCCAGAGCCUAUAGCCUUCGGACAGUAUGAACAAGCAACCACUGCCACCUUUUUCUUCCUCUCCGAGUUUGUCGUCAUGGAAACAAACUCUGCGCCCGAUUCAGAUCAACUAGGACAAAAGCUCGCUGAGCUUCACAGAGAAAGUCAAACGCCCACUGGAAAGUUUGGGUUCCAUGUCCAAACUUGCGAUGGACGAAUGCCGCACACUGUAGAUUGGCAGGAUGACUGGCCCACAUUCUUCAGUCAGCUUCUAAGGGGAAUCUGCAAGAUUGAUACUGAAGUGAACGGGCAUUGGGCAGAGUUUGAGCGUGCCACUGAUCAAAUCAUCACAAAGGUGGUUCCCCGGUUGCUUGGUGGCUUGACAAGCAACGGUAAACCGAUCCAGCCAUGUAUUGUUCAUGGGGACCUCUGGGAGCCUAAUAUUGGAAAACGAAAAGACACUGGUGAACUCAUUCUCUUUGAUGCUAGUUCAUAUUGGGGACACAACGAGAUGGAUCUAGGUUUGUGGAGAGCAGACUUCUGUCAACAUCUACGACCCAAUCUAGAAAAGUACGUGGAUAGCUACAUGCGUCACUUUCCCGCGGCCAAUCCAGUGGAGGAGUUCUACGAUAGAAACAGACUUUAUAGUCUGAAAGCAACCAUCAACUAUUCAGCUGGACAUCCUGGCUGUGUUACCCGGCAUUCAGCAUAUAACAACAUGUGCUAUCUUUGUGAGAAAUAUGCACCGAUUGAGGGUAUUGACAAGUACGAUCCAGCGAUGGAUCCUGUUAUUACUGGGGUCGGCUUACGACCUGACUUUGAGAAAAACGAUUGA
Fusarium poae is the source of this 1125-nucleotide messenger RNA. RefSeq lists its product as uncharacterized. The record is from RefSeq and is a predicted model, not a curated record. NCBI's taxonomy places the organism in Eukaryota, Fungi, Ascomycota, Sordariomycetes, Hypocreales, Nectriaceae. Bases 1 to 1125 code for a protein of 374 amino acids. The transcript has 4 exons.